This is a messenger RNA of Menidia menidia (Atlantic silverside), 2055 nucleotides long. The record is from the annotation of a GenBank genome assembly. Lineage: Eukaryota; Metazoa; Chordata; Actinopteri; Atheriniformes; Atherinopsidae.
AUGUUGACAAAGAAGCUUCCACCCGUGCAGAGUUUUCUGUUGCUGUUCUCCAGACGGGUCAGCCACCUCACUAGACAGCAGUAUGAUGUCAUCGUGGUGGGUGGGGGUCAUGCUGGAACCGAGGCGGCAGCAGCCGCAGCCAGAGUUGGAGCUAAAACACUCCUGGUCACACAGAAGAUCCAGACUAUUGGGGCGCUGUCCUGUAACCCAUCCCUUGGGGGAAUAGGGAAGGGCCAUCUUGUGAGGGAAAUCGAUGCUCUGGAUGGACUGUGCGGUCGCGCUGGGGAUUGGGCUGGAAUUCAUUUCUCUGUUUUGAACCGCCGAAAAGGACCUGCUGUGUGGGGGCCGCGAGCCCAGUUGGACCGCCAGCGUUACCGGGAAUUUAUUCAGUCUGAGCUGUUGUCCACUCCCGGCCUGACGGUGUUGGAGGGCUCAGUGCAAGAGCUGCAUGUAACGGAGCCAAGUCCAGAGGAGCCUGGACGCCACAGAGUUACUGGGAUAUGUUUGGCAGAUGGCAGCCCACCAAUAUCAGCCAGUUCAGUGGUUCUUACCACUGGUACCUUUUUGUGUGGUUCCCUCUUUGUGGGCCAAACGACAUCCCCUGGAGGUCGUAUUGGAGACGCUCCAUCAAGCGCUGGGAUGUCACAAAUACUGAGGGAGAGACUGGACCUGAGGAUAGGUAGAUUGAGGACCGGUACCCCCCCAAGGAUUGUAAAGGAUUCCGUGGACCUCCACUUGGCCCAGCUUCACCCCCCUGACAGCCAUCCAACGCCGUUUAGCUUCAUGAAUACCCAAACAAGCUGCAAGCCAGAGGACCAGCUGCCCUGCUAUCUGACCUACACGACCCCUGGUGUUGAUAAAGUGGUAAAGGAGAGUCUUCAUCUCAACUGUCACAUACAAGAAGACACCAAAGGACCAAGAUACUGCCCCUCUAUUGAAUCAAGGGUGCUGCGCUUUCCAGGCCGGAGUCAUCAGGUGUGGCUGGAACCUGAGGGGGUGACCUCCAACCUUUUGUACCCACAGGGUCUCUCUAUGACCAUGCCCCCUGACAUGCAACUCCGCCUCAUCAGAGAAAUCCCCGCCAUGCACAGAGCAGAGAUCCACACACCCGGUUAUGGCGUUCAGUAUGACUUUGUGUGUCCCACUCAGCUGAGUCCCUCUCUACAAGUGAAAAGCACUCAAGGUCUCUUCCUGGCCGGUCAGAUCAAUGGAACAACGGGGUACGAGGAGGCUGCUGCACAGGGCUUGUGGGCAGGGGUAAACGCUGCCCGCUGGGCACUCUCCAUGCCUCUGGUGGCGCUGUCUCGAACAGAAAGCUAUAUUGGAGUUCUCAUUGAUGAUCUGGUGAGCCGGGGCGUGACCGAGCCUUAUCGCAUGUUCACCAGCCGAGCGGAGUUUCGAACCUCCCUAAGGCCGGACAACGCAGACCUCCGCCUGACGCUAAAAGGAUUUGAAGUGGGAUGCGUGUCCUCCUUACGCUACAAGGAGGCCGUAAAAGUGAAGGACCGUCUUCAGGAGGCAAUGGCGACUCUCGAGACUCUCACGCUGUCCACGGCCAGCUGCAGGAAGAAGCUGCCGGACAUUGGUGUCAGUGAAAACAAGAACAGCUCGCUCAGUGGAAUGGAACUGCUGCAGUACAAGGACAUGUCCUUUGAAAUGUUGGCAUCUGUUUUCCCCGAAAGUCUAUCACGUUACAUGGAAUUCUCACAACGGCUCAAGAUAGAGGCUGUGUACAAGCCUCACUGUGACCUAAACAAGAAAGAAAUUGAGAGAAUUCAAAAGGAGGAGAACAUGGCUCUGCCACAGGACAUCGACUACUUCUCCCUGCCGGUGUCUAUGUCUAAGGAAGUCAGAGAGAUCCUGGACAGAGUUCGACCAAGCACUCUGGGUUCUGCCACUCGUCUGGAAGGUGUGACCCCUGCUGCAGUGGUCGCUCUCUUUAAUUAUGUUCAGGUUACUGGUAGAAAGGAGAGAAAACGACACAGAAACCAGCAAGAACGAAAAGAGGAAGAAGACGAGGAGGUGUGCAAAAGAAAUGCAUCUUUACCUCAGUGA